CAGCUUAGAUAGAGAGAGAGAUGGGCUCGUCGAGCGACACGGCCUGCACCGUCGCCACGGCGCCUCCCUCGCCGGCGUCGCCGCCGGCGACGGCGACGACGACGACGGUGGUGCUCAGCCCGUGCGCGGCGUGCAAGAUCCUCCGGCGCCGCUGCGUCGACCGCUGCGUGCUGGCGCCCUAUUUCCCGCCCACCGAGCCCCACAAGUUCACCACCGCGCACCGCGUCUUCGGCGCCAGCAACAUCAUCAAGCUCCUGCAGGAGUUGCCGGAGGAGCAGCGGGCGGACGCGGUGAGCAGCAUGGUGUACGAGGCGAACGCGCGGAUCAGGGACCCGGUGUACGGCUGCGCGGGGGCCAUCUGCCAGCUGCAGAAGCAGGUCAACGACCUCAAGGCGCAGCUCGCCCGCGCGCACGCCGAGCUCGCCGGCGCCCGCGCCCAGCACGCGCACCUCGUCGCGCUCCUCUGCAUGGAGAUGGCCGCCGGCGCCGCGCCGCCGCAGCCCACCACCGCCGCCGCCGCCUACCUCGCCGCCGUCGGCUCGCAGCUCGCCGGCGGCGCCCCCGCCGCCCCCGUCGACGCGCUCUACGUCGUCGACGGCGCCGGCGGCAUGCAGGCGAGCCCCAUCGGCUGGGUCGACGAGCCGCUCUGGACAUGAGCUCGCGGCGAGCUGGCGUUAAUUGUUAAUUAAUCCCACGACCAAAUAAUUAGUUAAUUAAUUAAGCUGAUCCAAUUACCCCUAUACUACUCUAGUGCAUGCUACAAGGUGGUUGGGAUUAAUAUAUUUAUAUAUGUGAGAUACAAUAGUAGUAUACUCUAUAUAUCCAUGUAAAGUUUACUUGAUGUAAUGUUACCAAAUAUAAUGCAAAGUUAACCAAAGGGUUAACUAGAAUGCAUGUCACAUGAUUAAUUAAAUUAUAUAGUUUGUUAAGUUGGUGUU
This is a messenger RNA of Oryza brachyantha (malo sina), 938 nucleotides long. RefSeq names its product LOB domain-containing protein 1. The transcript has 2 exons. The record is from RefSeq and is a predicted model, not a curated record. The coding region runs from base 21 to 656 and encodes 211 amino acids. Lineage: Eukaryota; Viridiplantae; Streptophyta; Magnoliopsida; Poales; Poaceae.